Molecule: messenger RNA, 10878 nt
Organism: Diorhabda sublineata
Lineage: Eukaryota; Metazoa; Arthropoda; Insecta; Coleoptera; Chrysomelidae
Gene: nej
Product: CREB-binding protein
Exons: 23
Coding region: 2499-9590 (2363 amino acids)
Biological process (GO): positive regulation of transcription by RNA polymerase II
Cellular component (GO): histone acetyltransferase complex; nucleus; transcription regulator complex
Molecular function (GO): transcription coactivator activity; zinc ion binding; protein binding
Source: RefSeq, a predicted model, not a curated record
UUCAUUUGUUUAAUUUUGAUUUUUUUCAUCUUUACCUUUUAUAUACAUUCAGAUAGAAUUUCUCAAAUAUCCUGAGACAGAGCCACCUUUUUAGAAACGCUCAAAAAAAUCGAUUGGUUUAAGGUCUGAAAAUCAUGAUGGUGACUUACAAAAUGAUACACUGUAGUAAAUUGGCUCAACAAAUGUAUAUCAGUUUUAAUACACAUAGUAGUCGAAAUGUUUGAUGUAGUUACCAUAGUAUUUAAGUUUCGAAUCAUAGAAGUUUUUAAGGCCCUUGAUCCCUAAAUUAUUAGAUGUUUUUCUACCCUUGCUUGAAACUUAUGACUCUAUUCUUGGACUUUUGGGUGACCAGACGCUCUCAAAAAGUGCAAGAUAGAAUUUUUACAUCCAAAAUAUCAUUUUUACAACAUUCCCAAUUAUAUUGGAAUUUUCAUUUCAAUUUUGCAAAUAAUUAUUUUAUAAAUUUUAUAUUUAAUAUUAUCAUAUACUGCUCUACCAAUUAUAUAGAGCAUAAAUACUUUUAUCCUGUUUGGUUAUGAGUGAAUUUGAAUCUACAAUAUUUCUAAGUAACCAAUAAGGUCGAGUGAUUUAAAUCUCGAUUAUUUAUUCCCCAUUUCAUAGUUGCCUUUAGAUUUGUUCUAUCCCAUCCUUCAGAGCCCUAAAAUCAUUUUCAACAUUUUUCUAUCUCGAACGCUCAAUAUUACUGCUCUUUUUUCCAUUUUAUUGUUUAUACUGAAUUUCUUCAGCAUUUAAUUGUGGAAAUGGGCCAAAAUACCUGACUGGUUAUGUAAGUUUGCCUUUAGUAUUUAUACAUAUAAUGAAAGUAAUAAGAUUUACCAAUUAUGAAGAAUAUUCCUGGAAUUAUAAUUCAUUAAACAUUUUUAGAAUUUUUGGAAAAGCUCAAGAAUUACAGUAUUACUAUGCGAUACAUUCCAUCUGUAAAUUUUUGUAUUGAAUAUGUUUUUUGUUCAUAAUCUGUAUCAAUCAAACAAUGAUGAAUGAUAAUCUUAGCAAUGAAAACUGGGACAUGCUAUAGUUAAGCAAUGUCUAAGUCCACAAAUAAAUAUAUUUUCAAUUUGACUCAUGCCAAAAUUAACUUAUGAAUUAAUAGAAUAUUAUAUUUUUUUGAAAUUUAAAAGAUGAGGUGAUCAAUUAAAAAAUAAACAUAAGGAUUACAUAAAAUAAAAUUACUUGUCAAUAUGUGUAUAUUAGUUAUUUAUAGUAUACUAAUUACACAGAUAUUUCUGGUAUAUCUUUUGAUGCUUGUUUUAUAAAUGUACUUGCCAUAACUUUUGUUUUUAAACAACAAAAUUUAACAUAAAAAUAAUAUACAUAUGUAAAACUAUUAGUAAUAAUUAGUGGUAGUUCCUAUUCAACAAUUAUCACUCACAAUACUUAAUUUCAGAGAAGAUGGUUUUUCACUAUUCUCAUUUCUCACUUUCCAGUUCCACUUUCUAUUCACAUUUUACCUAGGUGGGUAUGUGUUUACCCUACUUUUGUCAUAUUCCUUGUCAAAAAAUAUAAUAAAAUUUGCUAAAAUUAUUUCCCUUGUACUCAGAAAUAAAAUAAUGACAGCGAAUUAAAAUGAUUGUAUUUAGAGUACUUUUGUUUUUUAUUUGUUGAAAAGUGAAGUGCAAAAUAAAAUAAACUAACUCUUAAAAAAACUUGAUAUUAUAUAAGUAUGAAAAUUUACAACUUGCUUAUAGAAAACGUACAUUGAUACUUCGUUUUGUUUAUAUCAUCUUCCAAAAUCUUCAUGUUUUGUUUCUGCUUUGUGCCUUCAAGGUUUUUCUAAUCUACAUUCGGUUUUCUCCGUAUAUUCGUAUGUGACGUCACGGAUGACGACGGACGCUGCGUCACGACAUUUCUUCCGGAGUUCUCAAGCCAAUGAUAUUAAGGGAUUCAAUCAUGUGAUGGUGGCCGGCCAAUGAACAAAUAAACAGGUUUUAUUAGACAAGAGAAUUUCUGACAAGCGUAGAAAAAGUUUCAACAGCCGCCAUUUUGCCUGUUUGAAGUCGCGUAGAAAUUCAGAUGAUUUUCUUCUCUCAUACUGUCUUAUGUUCAUUAUAAAGGUUCGUUUUUGUAAAAUCAGUGUUAGAUAAUAUAAUAGUGUUUUAAUUUUGGUGACGAUUUUUGACAGUUAGUGAAAAAGUUGAAAAACUUGCUUGAUUAAAUUAGAGAUCAUUGUGCAGUUCCGAUGGAAGAUGGAGAAAGGCAGUCGCGAAAUAUAGUCGACCAUUCGCAUUAGUCGAUACUCAUAAUGACUGAUGGUUGACUUUUAUUCGAUAAAUAUGUGCCUUGUGAGAUGCAUCGACUCUCGAACACUCGGUACAUCGACUGUUUUGCUAUGUUUCUUUCAUAUUUUUGCCCACAAAUCAUGCAUUUGUUACUUGACUUACAGUAAAUAGUGGAUUACAGUGCUGCUAGUUUGGUCAGCCGUAGCAUUGGGCCAGUGCUCGGUUUUGGCUUGGUAAACAGCAGAGUGCACCGAUUUUGCCAUGGCCGAUCACCUUGUAGAUGGGCCGCCUAAUGCAAAAAGGCAAAAAUUGGACCCUUUUCAGGGGCCAUCGGAUUCAUCCGAUGUUUUAUCCAAUAUGGACAUGCUGGACUUGGAAAAUGAUCUUCCAGAUGAACUUAUGUCAUCAUCACCAUGGGGAAGUAUUUCUGAUAACAUGACAAGUACUAAACCACCUGCUCAAGGUCCAGGACCAGGUAGUUUACAAAAUGGUAUAGAUAACACUGACAGUAACAACCUUAGACAACAAAUGCAGCUCAAUCAUCUCCUACAACAGAGCAAUAAGAGUUUAGCUGGGCCACUCCUACACACUACUGGGCCAUUGGGUAAUAAGAGCCCAAAUCUUCAGUCACCACCUAAUGUAUCGGUAGCAAAGGGUGGUGUAGUAGAAAUGAAUCUAGGUAGUUUACCAUCCAGCAUCGCAACUAAUACAGGUCUUCAGUCUAUGGCAAACAAUGGUAAUUCUACUCAAGUUAUGAGUUCAGUUCAAGGCAUCAAUAACAGUGGUGGUAACAUGAUAAUGACAAGUAGCAAUAUGAGCACAAUGAGUGGAAUGGCAGGAGGAGGGCUGGUUGUGAGCAGUACCAUAAACAAACCACUGGCAAAUGCUAACAUGUUUGCACCUGGUCAUCCUCAACAUCCUGCCAAUCAUAAUGUAAAUCAAGUUUUACCAAAUGGACCCAUGAUGAAUAGAGUUGGUAUGCAUUUAAAUCAACGUGGGCCUCCAAUUCACAUUGGUGGACCGAGACUAGGGGUUGGACCACCACUAUGUGGACCUCAGGGCAUGACUGGCAAUCCUCAAUAUGCCCAAUAUGCAAAUCAAAAUUCUGCUAAUCAAGGUGUUCCAGUAGGUGAGUAUGGUGUAGUAACUCCACAACCAAAAAUGAAUCUUCAAAAUCCAUGCCCUCGGUUUGGCACUACUCAGACAACAGCAGGAACGGGAAUUGGUCCUCCUCCAGGUUGUGGUGGAGAAGGUGGCAUAGUUCAAACCCAACCACCUGCUCCAUCACCAGCUCAGCCACAAUCUGGAGCUCCAAGUGGUACUCAACCAGGACCCCAACAAGCAACUCAAAACCCCAGUGGACCUUCUGCACCGCCUCCUCCAGCACCUUCAACUGAUCCAGAAAAACGGAAACUGAUACAACAACAAUUAGUACUUCUACUUCAUGCCCAUAAAUGCCAAAGGAGGGAGUCUCAGGCAAAUGGAGAAGUGUGGUCUUGUACAUUACCCCAUUGCAAAACCAUGAAAAAUGUUCUCAAUCACAUGACUACAUGUAAUGUGGGGAAAAGUUGUUCAGUGGCACAUUGCAGUUCAUCACGACAAAUAAUUAAUCAUUGGAAAAAUUGUGUGAGGACGGAUUGUCCUGUUUGUUUGCCAUUGAAACAAGCUGAUAAAAAUCGAAAUAAUCCAAAUGCUGCUGCAACUGCUGCACUAAACAAUCAAUCUUCAAAUCCUUCCGCAACAGAUAUGCGCAGAGCAUAUGAUGCCCUUGGUAUUCAGUGUCCUACAACAGCAUCAGGACCAAGUCCUACAGGUUUGAUACCAAAUCCAGGCCAACCAAGAUUGAGAUUAUCUGUUAAUUCCGGGAAUGCUUUACCAAAUAUUGGUAAUAACAUGCAAGGUGUUAGGGUAUUAGGACCAACAGGACCUGCUGCACCCAAUGUUUCUCUACCCUUGAAUAGUGAUCCUUCCAAUUCUGCUCAAGCUCAAGGAAUUAGUCAAACAGCUGCUAGUAUCCAACAAAGUGUUAAUAAUGUUAUGUUUGGAUUGGCUAGUGGUGCAGAAGCUGCAAAUCAAGGUUUAGUGAAUCAAUUACCUACAGGUUUACAGCCAGGACAAGUAACAGCUUCACCUGUAACAGGAACAAAAGAAUGGCACCAACAUGUUACUCCAGAUCUCAGGAACCAUUUAGUGCACAAGCUUGUGCAGGCAAUAUUUCCUACGCCUGAUCCUCAAGCUUUAUUAGAUAAGAGAAUGCAUAAUUUAGUGGCAUAUGCUCGGAAAGUUGAAGGUGACAUGUAUGAAAUGGCUAAUUCAAGGUCAGAAUAUUACCAUCUCUUAGCAGAAAAGAUUUACAAGAUCCAGAAGGAAUUAGAAGAAAAAAGACUGAAAAGGAAAGAACUGCAGUUGCAAUUACAACACUCAUCACAGCAGCAGCAACAAAUUAGACCAAAUAUACAAGCAGGUAUUGUAGCGCGACCAGGUGUGCCUGUGAAUGUUAUGCCUUGUCAACAACAACCAAACCAGCAGCAACCGGGAUUAAGGAGUGGUUCGCCUGCUCUAGGUGGGCCACCUAUUAGUGGUCUAGGAGUAUUAAAUGCACCAGGUAACCGACUCAUGUUUCCAGUUCAGCAGCAAAAUACUCAACAACAAAAUCAACAACAACCCAAUGCAGUUGGUUUACCUGGACCAAGUCCAACGACAUCAAAUCCAGGCCUUUCACCAUUCGGAAAUCCUCUUUCACAGGGUAGCACGCAUAACAGUACUUCAAAUAGCCAAUUCCCAGCUACCAGUAAUGGACCAGUUAGUUUGCCCCAAGUAUCCCCAGCUGGACAAAAUUCUCAAGCAAAUCCAUUUAGUGAUAUGUUAAAACAAAGUCGAAUCCCGCCAUCACCUUCUAGCUUUGUUCAACAACCACAACAAAAUCUCUCACAAUCAAAUCAACAGAAUGUUGCUCAAAACAAUACCUCUCGAAUACCAACAACUUCAUCUGAUUCUUCAACAAUGCCUCUAAAUACUAACGCUGGACCAAAAUCUGUUAGCUCCUCCAGGGGUACAUCACCUGCACCUGCUACUCCUGUACAAGCUUCUCCUUCAGCUUUAGCAGCUAGCAUGGGUAAAGGUAUGAGUAGCUCAGAAAGAGCUGCAUUGAAUGCUCCCAGACAGAGUUCAUUAUCUUCGCAAAUGGCGGCUAUUACUGCGGCUGCAGGACGAGAUGAGGAUUCUCCUUCUCCACCAGCAGGGGGUAGUAAAGGGAAACUUGAUCAAAUGAAAAUGGAAACAGAUAUCAAACAAGAAGAACCUGAAGUACAUGAAAAUUUCAUGGAAAAUCACAGUGGUAAGACUAUGAAACAGGAGAUUAAACAGGAAAUUAAAUCAGAAUCUAUAGAUGGAUCAAUGUCAAUCAAAGAGGAACCUGGAUUAAUCAAAGAAGAACCAAAUAUGUCUGAAAAUUCUACUGAUAUUAAGCCUUCCAUCAAUGACACUGCCAAUGCAAUUGCUACAGGAGGUGAUAAGAAACAGAAAAUGUUCAAACCGGAUGAACUACGUCAAAAAUUGAUGCCUACUUUGGAAAAAUUGUUCAGACAAGAUCCAGAAAGCAUACCAUUUAGACAACCUGUAGAUCCUCAAACACUGGGUAUUCCUGAUUAUUUUGAUAUUAUUAAGAGACCAAUGGACCUCUCUACUAUUAAAAGAAAAUUAGAUAUAGGUCAAUAUGCCGAUCCUUGGGAAUAUGUGGAUGACGUGUGGCUAAUGUUUGACAAUGCUUGGCUUUAUAACAAGAAAACUAGUAGAGUCUAUAGAUACUGUACAAAGUUAUCAGAAGUAUUUGAACAAGAAAUAGAUCCAGUGAUGCAAUCAAUGGGUUAUUGUUGUGGAAGAAAAUAUACCUUUAAUCCACAAGUUUUAUGCUGCUAUGGAAAACAACUUUGUACUAUACCAAGAGAUGCCAAGUACUUCAGUUAUCAGAAUAGUAGUUUGAAGGCAUAUGGAUUAGCUUCUGAUAGAUACACUUUCUGUCAAAAAUGUUUUAAUGAUAUUCAAGGAGAUACUGUUACUUUGGGAGAUGAUCCAACUCACACUCAAACUGCAAUAAAGAAAGAUCAAUUCAAAGAAAUGAAAAACGACCACCUAGAGAUGGAGGCAUUUGUGCAUUGUACGGAUUGUGGGCGAAAACUCCAUCAAAUAUGUGUUCUUCACAUAGAAGCAAUUUGGCCGCAAGGUUUCACUUGUGAUGAAUGCUUCAAGUUUAAAGGACAAAAGAGGAGAGAAAAUAAGUUUACCGCGAAACGUUUACCUACCACAAACUUGGGCACAUAUAUCGAAAAUAGGGUUAACAUAUUUUUGAAAAAGAAAGAGGCCGGCGCGGGUGAAGUGUCGAUACGAGUAGUUUCUAGUUCGGAAAAAGUUGUUGAAGUUAAACCGGGAAUGCGUGGUAAAUUCGUAGAAAGUGGUGAACUAGCUGGGGACUUUCCUUACCGAGCGAAAGCACUUUUUGCAUUUGAGGAAAUUGACGGAGUCGAUGUAUGCUUUUUCGGUAUGCAUGUGCAAGAAUACGGUUCCGAGUGCCCACCGCCAAAUACGCGACGAGUUUACAUUGCGUAUUUGGACUCUGUUCACUUUUUUAAACCGAGACAAUUUAGGACUGCUGUUUAUCAUGAGAUUUUAUUAGGGUAUAUGGACUACGUUAAACAAUUAGGUUAUACAAUGGCUCACAUUUGGGCUUGCCCUCCUUCGGAAGGUGAUGAUUACAUCUUCCAUUGCCAUCCUCCGGACCAAAAGAUACCAAAACCUAAGAGAUUGCAAGACUGGUAUAAGAAGAUGUUAGAUAAAGGAAUUAUUGAAAGGAUAGUUAUGGAUUAUAAGGACAUUCUUAAACAAGCCAUGGAAGAUAAUUUAAGAUCGGCGGCAGAUCUUCCAUAUUUUGAGGGUGACUUUUGGCCAAAUGUUUUGGAAGAGAGCAUAAAAGAAUUGGAUCAAGAGGAAGAAGAGAAGAGGAAACAGGCUGAAGCUGCAGAGGCUGCGAUAUUUUCCUCGAUGGAGGAAAGUGAAGUUGGUCCUGAUGGCAAGAAAAAGGGCCAGAAGAAAGCCAAAAAGAGUACAAAAUCAAAAGCAAAUCAAAGAAAAAACAGCAAGAAAUCCAAUACUCCCCAAACUGGCAAUGAUUUGUCUGCCAAAAUUUUUACUACUAUGGAAAAGCAUAAAGAAGUUUUCUUUGUUAUUAGGUUACAUACUGUACAGUCCGCUGCUAGCUUAAAGCCAAUUCAGGAUCCUGAUCCUUUUAUAAACUGUGAUUUAAUGGAUGGUCGAGAUGCAUUCUUAACGCUCGCCCGAGAAAAACAUUAUGAAUUCUCUUCAUUGAGAAGAGCCAAAUACAGCACUAUGUCUAUGUUGUAUGAAUUACAUAAUCAAGGUCAAGAUAAAUUUGUAUAUACUUGUAAUAGUUGUAAAGCACAUGUGGAAACAAGGUAUCAUUGUACCUUAUGUGAAGAUUUUGACUUAUGUAUACAAUGCUAUGAAAAAGAAGGUCAUCCUCACAAAAUGGAGAAACUUGGUUUGGACAUAGAUGAUGGAAGCUCCCCAAGUGAUAGCAAAGCCAAUCCUGGAGAAGCACGAAAAUUAUCGAUACAGCGUUGUAUUCAUUCAUUGGUGCAUGCUUGUCAAUGCAGAGAUGCAAAUUGUCGAUUGCCGAGCUGUCAAAAGAUGAAACGAGUAACAAAUCACACCAAAUUGUGCAAAAGGAAAACAAAUGGUGGUUGUCCCAUUUGCAAACAACUUAUUGCUCUUUGUUGUUAUCAUGCUAAACACUGCCCAGAAACCAAGUGUCCUGUACCAUUUUGUUCUAAUAUUAAACAUAAACUCAAGCAACAACAAUUACAACAGAGGUAUCAACAGGCGCAGCUACUUAGGAGAAGAAUGGCUGUGAUGUCAAGAACAGCUCCAACAACGAAUCCAUGCCCAGGAGCGGCUAAUAUCGCAAUAUGUGUUGCUGGAGUACCAUCGGUGGUACCUACUGCUGUUAGUCCAGCAAAUACUUUGAAUGCCGGUUUACCUAAUCCUGCAAUGGGAAUACAACCUCCACAUCAACCUGGUAUAGGUUUAAAACCAGGUGCUCAAACUCCACCAGCUAAUGUACUCCAAGUAGUGAAGCAGGUUCAAGAAGAGGCGGCCCGACAGCAAGCUCCGCAUGUGAGUUAUGGUAAAGUCAGUCCUGGUCAAGUGCCUGUACAAAAUAUGCCUCCACCUCAAAUUAGGAGCAUGGGACAUCUCGGAGCUGGGCAAAGUGGUGGUAACCUCUUACCUAUGGAACAGUGGCAACCAAGGUAUCCAAGUGCGGUAGCGCCGGGUAUUAGACAACAAGGUCCACCUAUCAUGCAACCAGGUCAGAUGGGUCAAACUCCCAUGCAAACGAAUCAAGCUGGUGUUCGACCAGGUGCUACACCCAUUAGUGCACCAGGAAACAUGAUGCAGAAACAAGCGUUACAACAGCUCAUGCAAACCUUAAGAUCGCCGCAAUCUGCUGAACAGCAACAGCAAAUUCUGACGAUACUUAAGUCAAAUCCACAGUUAAUGGCUGCAUUUAUAAAACAGAGACAGCAAGCACAAAUACAACAAGCAGGUGGUGCAACUCCUUCCCAGCAGCAACUGCAACAUAUCUUGAAUCAACAACCUAAUGCAACCCAACAUCAAAACAGGGUGCAAAUGCAGGCAGGUUUAAUAAACCAAGCACAACCACAGGGCCUCAACCCAGGUCCCGGACAGGGCCAGCCCAUGGCGCAACAGCAACAAUGGUUCAAACAUCAUCAGAUCCUCGCCAUGAGACAACAGGCGGCGGCUCAACAACAGCAGCAGCAGCAACAGCCUGGUUUCCAACAACCUGGUGCCUGUCCAACUUAUCAGCAGAGGCUACCGGGUAUCAGGCAACCACAUAUGGGCUACAACAAUUCGUUUGGUGACCAGCAAUACCCACCCAUGCAAGGUCUGAAACCAACGCCAUCACCUUUACCAUCGCCACAAGGCGUAAUGGGACCACCUCAGGGACAAGGCAUAUCUGUGCAACAGCAACAACUGAUGCAAAGUGUUCGAAGUCCGCCUCCGAUAAGGAGCCCUCAACCGAGUCCGUCUUCGCGCACGGCACCAAGUCCUCGAAACCAGACAGUAGCGAGUCCACGAGGACCUCAACCUUCUCCACACGAUCUCGCGACAGCGUCUGAGAUGUUAUUGAGUCAAAAUCACUCGAAUUCCCUUCAUCCGCACGCCUCGCCCGUUGCAGCACCAAACCAAGACUCAAAUAACGAAGUGCCGACUAUGACUCCACAAGACCAGUUGAGCAAGUUUGUGGAGCAACUUUAGUGGUGCAAUGUACUUCUUUCGAGACGGUUAUCAGACUAAUAAAAGUGAUAAAAAAUAUAUUUAUAUAUCUUAUAUAUUUGUACAUACUGUAGAUUGUCAAAAUAUGAAUUGUAUUAUGUUGUAAUGAUUAUAUAUAUACAAAAUUGUACAUAUGUUUGAUAGACAAACUGUAUCAUAUUAUACAUAUACAUAUUUAAUAUUUAGUGAAUUACUUGAGUGAAAAAAUUGAGAUACCUUAAAGUAUUUAUGGCUUUGCGAGGCUGUGUUUAAAAUUAACGGAUUGUUACCUAGUGAAUGGUAGACUUUGGCAUAGCUACGCAUCUGUUAAUCAUUUGUUUUAUUUUUCCUUUUUUAUUUUUACAAUUUUCAAAUAAAUAUGACUUGUUAGGAUAGUCGAGAUGUAUAAAAAAUGAAGUAAAUCAAUUUUACCGAAAAGUAUAGUGUCGCGUCGGUAGCUAUUGUGAUGGUGGUCUUUUUAAAAAAUAAAACUCCAUUUGUUUUUUAUAUACAUAUAUAAUAUAUUUAUAAUUUAUAAUCUUUCGUCUUGAUUUCGUAUGUUACACCAUUCCACGAAGUGUGGGGUGCGGUGCUGGCACAAAUGACAAUCCUGACGCCCACGCCAGUGCAAUAACUUAUUGAAAAACUCCCUCCUCUAAUUUAUUACUGAAAAUAAAGCAACUAGAUUACUUAGUGUUAAGUAUUAUAUAAAAGAAAAUAAACAGUAAUUCUGAAUAUUACAUAACUUUUUUUCCUUCAAAGGUAACCUUAAAGGUUUAAGUGAAUGUCUAAAAUUUGUUUCAAUAAUCAUUUAUUAAUUUCCACAAAAAAAUUGAAGUCUACUUAUCUUUUUGAUAACAAAAUCAAUAUUCCUUGAAAUUCGUUAAGUUGUAUUUAUUAUAUAUUUUAAAAUGGAUAAAUCACAUGUCUGAAAAUUGUAACUCCACUACAUUUGUGAAGAAGCACAUAAACAAAAAUGUCAAUUAUAAUCAGUAAUAAAAAGUAAUUUUCCAGAAUGACGAUUUGUAUUCACCUAUGUUUACUCAAAAUUCAUAGUCAUCUUGGUAUAGGAUCAAAAUAUAACUGGUUCAUUACAUUCUCACCAUACAAUUUUCACAUAUAUUUUGCAAUCUUAGUGAUAAACUGAUACCAUCUUGAUUUUUUGAUUAUCAAAUCUUGCUGAAAUGUAAGUAGCAUGAUCAUUUGAAUCCCAUCAAAUCUGUUAUAAACCAGUCACAGUUUAACUAAUUAAUAACACUAUUGUGAAACUACAUUACGAUGCAAAAUUUCU